Triticum turgidum subsp. durum (durum wheat) is the source of this 1089-nucleotide messenger RNA. The record is from the annotation of a GenBank genome assembly. NCBI's taxonomy places the organism in Eukaryota, Viridiplantae, Streptophyta, Magnoliopsida, Poales, Poaceae.
AUGGGGCCCAACCCUAGCCUGGACAUGCUGGCCGCCGCGGCAGGGAUGGAGUCGGCGGCGGCGGCUGCGGCUGCGGCGGAGGCGGAGGCGGAGGCGGAGGCGGCGGAGGCGCAGCCGAGGGGCCGCGUGGUGCGGAUCAUCGUGCACGACGCCGACGCCACCGACUCCUCCUCCAGCGAGGACGAGUCGGCGCCGCCGCCGCUGGCCCCGAUGCCGACGACCAAGGAGGAGCGCCGGAGGGAGCGCAAGAAGCGCCGCCGCGUCAUGGAGGCCGGGAGGAGGGACGACUCGGGGCCGCCGCAGCCGCAGGCAACCGGGGCGCGCACGCCCUCGGUGCGGUACCGCGGCGUGCGCCAGCGCCGCUGGGGCAAGUUCGCCUCGGAGAUCCGCGACCCGAUCCAGGGCCGCCGCCUCUGGCUCGGCACCUUCGACACCGCCGAGGAGGCCGCAGCAGCCUACGACGCCGCCAAGAUCCGCAUCAGCGGGAGCCGCCGCCCGGCUGACGGCGCCACCGGCUUCCCUUUCUCCUUCCCGCCGCCAGAGCCUGCCAAGCCGACCGUCUUGCGUCUUCCCAUGCCGCAGCCUGCCAAGCCGACCAUCCUGCGUCUUCCCAUGCCACAGCCUGCCAAGCAGAUUACCUCGCCGCCGCCUCCUCCUCCUCCGCCUGAGCCUGCCAAGCCGGCCAUCUCGCCGCCUCCUCUGCCAGCUAAGCCGUUCGCCCUCCCGUUGAAGCUGAGGCUGAAGCUUUCCUUCAAUGCACAGGUCAAGGACAAGGGUUGGAACUGGUGCUCUGCAGGCGAUGUCAAGGAGGAGGAGGACGGGGAUUGUGAUGGCGAGGCAAAGGUUGGGGAUCUGAGCAUUGCAGGCGAGGUCAAGGUGGAGGGUGGGGGCUGCGCAGGGGAGGUCAAGGUAGAGGGCGGGGGCUGUGCAGAUGGGUCGAAGGAGGCCGGCAGUAGCUCUGAGGUCAAGGCGGUCAAGCCGAUGUGGGCGAUGAUCACCGGGAAACGAAAGAAGCGGUCAGGCUGCGGCACCCGUGUCGGCGCCCUCCACGCCUCCUCCGUCUGCGUCGAGGAAGUUGGUGGAACCUGA